AUGUCCAACUUCAUUUCGGAUACGUUAGCUCGGAAGCUCAUGACACCUCGAGCGAGAGUUAAUGUAUCAGUGUCUGGCAUCGGAACUUCAAGGCAGCAGAUAAAGGGUUCGACCACGGCGAUCGUUCGUUCAAGGAACCUUCAAUUCACCACCCCAUUGGAGUUUCUGAUCCUGGAUACACCCUCGGCGGACAUUCCCACCUCACCAAUCAACGUGUCUUCGUGGAACAUCCCGGAUGUAACGCUAGCAGACCCCACGUAUCACAUCCCAGGCAAGGUCGAUGUGGUCAUCGGUGGCGAUACGUUCUGGGAGCUGCAUACCGGACGUAAGCAAUCUCUCGGUUCGGGUCUGCCAUGGUUGGUAGAAACGCAGUUUGGAUGGGCGGUAGCAGGAAAUACAACGCAUUCGUCUCAACAACAUCGGGUGUGUAAUAUGGCAACGAGCGACAGUCCGUUGGAAGCCAUAUUGACGCGGUUCUGGGAGAGCGAGACCAUCUUCGACGAGCCCGCUCUAUCUCUGGAGGAAGACAUGUGUGAACGUCAUUUCAUCUCUACUACAACCAGAGACCCAUCUGGCAGGUAUGUCGUACGUUUACCACAAAAUCCUAAUUCGAAUGUCGUUUUAGGAGAAUCGAAAGCAAUCGCUGAUCGUCGUCUCCUAGCGGUGGAACGGCGGCUCAAGUCUAACCCUGCAAUGAAGGAGGAGUAUAGUAAUUUCAUGUCGGAGUAUGAGCGCUUAGGCCACAUGAAACAACUCACCGAGCCGGUGGACGAUUCGUGUGAACACUACUAUCUCCCUCAUCACGCGGUGCUUAAGGAAUCGAGCACAACCACCAAGGUCAGGGUAGUCUUUGACGCGUCGUGCAAGACAUCUUCUGGCUACUCCUUGAACGACAAACUCCUGGUUGGGCCGGUGAUCCAAGACGAUCUGUUCACCAUCAUCGUUCGUUUCCGGUCUCACGCAGUCGCACUCUCAGCAGACGUUGAGAAAAUGUAUCGCCAAAUUCUCCACGAUUCUCGCGACACUGAAUACCUGCGCAUUCGGUAUAGAGGAAACACCGCAGAGCCGAUUCAGACGUUUCAACUGCAAACGGUUACAUAG
Molecule: messenger RNA, 1101 nt
Organism: Anopheles gambiae (African malaria mosquito)
Lineage: Eukaryota; Metazoa; Arthropoda; Insecta; Diptera; Culicidae
Exons: 1
Coding region: 1-1101 (366 amino acids)
Source: RefSeq, a predicted model, not a curated record